Molecule: messenger RNA, 3932 nt
Organism: Zea mays
Lineage: Eukaryota; Viridiplantae; Streptophyta; Magnoliopsida; Poales; Poaceae
Product: ENTH/VHS family protein
Exons: 6
Coding region: 260-3409 (1049 amino acids)
Biological process (GO): termination of RNA polymerase II transcription; mRNA 3'-end processing
Cellular component (GO): mRNA cleavage factor complex; cytoplasm
Molecular function (GO): mRNA binding; RNA polymerase II complex binding
Source: RefSeq, a predicted model, not a curated record
UCCCUUCUCCCGUCUUCCUACCUGGCUACCUCCGGUCUCCAGACCCGAAACGCUGACGCCAAAUCAAAUCAAACCUUGCUGCCUUCUGCAUCCGGUAGCAGCAAGUCGCCGCUUGUGCCCUUCCUCCUCACUUUCCCUCGCUGACGCCCGAUCCCCAUGAUUCGAUUACGCGACCCGCCUUGCAAACCCUAGCUUCUCCCGCUCUCUCCCUUUCCAAUGCGCCCCAAACCCUAGCUUCCCGCCCGCCCACCCGCCGGUCAUGCGCGCCUCCGCCUCCGCUGUCCCCAUGGAGGCCUCCGCCUCCGCCCGCAGAUCCGCCGCUAGCCCCGACCCCGGCGCGAAGAAGCCGCGCCUCGCGCAGCCGCCGGCACGGGACCCCAGAUCUUACGCCGCUGCCGCCGCCGCCUCCAAUGGCGGCGCAAGCGCCGCCGAGCAAGCGCUGGUUGACGAGCUGCUCGGCCAGUACCGGACCGCGCUUGGGGAGCUCACCUUCAAUUCCAAGCCCAUCAUCACCAACCUCACCAUCAUCGCUGGCGAGAACCUCCAGGCCGCUAAGCCCAUCGCCGCCGUAAUCUGCGCCAACAUCCUCGAGGUUCCAAGUGAACAGAAACUACCAUCGCUGUAUCUGCUUGACAGUAUUGUAAAAAAUAUUGGAAAAGAUUAUGUCAAACAUUUCUCAGCAAGAUUACCAGAGGUGUUCUGCAAGGCAUAUAAACAAGUUGAUCCUUCUAUACAUCAUAGCAUGAGGCAUCUUUUUGGAACAUGGAAAGGAGUGUUUCCUCUACCUCCUCUCCAAACGAUUGAGAAGGAACUUGGUUUUCAGUCAUCUACCAAUGGAUUAUCAGGUGCUGCACCAUCAAGGACUGAUUCUCAAUCGCCGCGUCCAUCCAAUAGCAUACAUGUAAAUCCAAAAUAUUUGGAAGCGAGGCAGCAGCUCAAUCAACCAACUAAGGGGAUACUUGGAAGUGGUGCUAAGACAGCUGUAAUUGCUGAUACAGACGAUGAUAUUGAGAGGGCUAAUAGGCUAGGUACUGAAAGAAGUGCAGGGAGACGAUUGGAUGCUCCUAAUGCUAGACCUAACAUAGAGCACAUUCAGAGGGACCCUUUUAGCAAUCCUAUUCAUGAAAAACUUGCAGGUAGAGAUGUGAGGGGCCUUGGAUUCUCCAACACUUCACAGCAGGCUGUUGUGGGAACUGGUCAAGUUCGCUCAAAACCCAGAGGCCAAGAUGGAAUUGGGGGACCCUAUUAUGCCUCUGGUGUUGUGUCUUCUGAAGAAAAAAUUGACAAGCGCAGCAACUUUUAUACAAGCAAGGAUGUUCGGCCAUCAGGAUCUGUACAUUUCGAUAGUGCUCUUCUUCCAACUCGAUCAAUUAAUGCUAAUAGAGUUGGUAGGCCUUCAUCAAACAAAAGCUGGAAGCACUCUGAGGAAGAAGAAUAUGUUUGGGAUGAUGUACCCUCUAAAACAACAGAAUAUAGUGGUACCCAUAAUAUAAUAAAAGGAGAAUGGAUGUCUGAUGAUGGCAAUGCUAAGUUUGCAAGCCUCCAAAGUGCUAAAUGGGCAGAUGCAGGACCUGUGGAAUGUAUAGAUCCCAAGACACAUAAAGUUGAUAAUGUGUCAAGAUUUGGAUUUGCAGCAGGUCAAGAAAGAAGAAUUUCAGCAUACAUGGAUCAGGAAGAGUACCUUCUUGGCAAGCGUGAGGUGGAAGCUAGAAUUGAUAGGGAAAUUAGGCCCUAUGGACAACAGUUCCCAGCAGCUCGAGAUUCCUCUCUCUGGGUGUCCCAGGAAAAAGCACUCCCCGACAAUGGGUUGGACCCUUGGGUAUCAAAGUUUUCAAAUCAGCCAGCAGAGAUGUCCAUUUGUACUGGCACCAUGCCAGCAAGUAUCAUAUCAUCUGUACCUGUUAGGUUAUCAGGACACUAUGCUGGAAGGUCAAACCUAGAUACUACAAAUAGUGUGCCAAUAAGAUCAACUGAGGCUUUUGGGCAGCAGAAGCAUAGAUAUUGGUCAUCUUCCCCUCCACAAGCUCACCCACCUUCAUCUACUGCACCCUUUGCACGUCAGGGUUCUCCAAAUCAUGACGAGUCUGAUUUUUAUCCUUCUGGAUCAUUUUCUCAAUUGGGCCAAGAUCCUCAAGAAGAAUAUAGCCAGAGAGCAUUGCCUGUACUUGCUAAAGGUUCUCAUGUUGUGGUUCACAAUGAUGAACUUACUCAGGGCCAACCUAGUCUACAGGCAACCCUGCAGACACAAAAGUACCCUAUCAUACAGUCCAAGUCACAUAUUAAUCCAUCUGAUCAAUUGCAAGCAAGCUUUUUGUGUGAAAAUUCUCCAUCACUGUUCAGACCUUCCAUUCAGCUUGGAGAAGUAUCUUUACCCAGUGAUUCCACCCCUAUAAGCUCAGAUCUGACAAGUGCUAGUAAUUUGUUGGCUGGUCUCAUAAAGAGUGGGUUCAAACCAAGUAACCACAGUGAUGCACAGCCUCUUGGUCCGAGUGGCUCACUUCUAGUGGCUUCUUUAUCACUUCAAAAUGCUGCUGGUGAAAAUACCAUUUUGCAGACACAGACACCAAACACUUCUCGUCCACCAUUGCCACCAGGUCUACCACCACCUCCAUCAACACAGAGUGCAGAGAAAGCUGCGCCGCUCUCGAGUCUUCUCAGUUCCCUGGUUGCAAAGGGAUUAAUCUCUUCUCCUGCCUCUGAUUCAUCUGAUGCUGUCAUUUCACAGCCAAAUAAAGAAUCAAGCAUAAAUGGUAAAGAUGUCGCAGCUUCAGGUGUGCCUUUGCCAGCUCUGAAGUCUUCAUUUGGUAAGGUGUCAUCAUCUAAUUCUGAUUCAUCUGCCCCACCAAACGCUUCGUUACCCAAAGCUAUCGAAAUUGAGAUGGGUGACCUCAUUGGCCUGGAGUUCAAGCCAGAGAAACUUCGCAAGUACCAUGAGCAUGUAAUUAGCUACCUCGAUGACCAAAGCCAUCAGUGUAAAAUGUGUGGUAAUAGGUUCGGGCUUGAAGAACUGAGUUUGCACACAUCAAGCUGUGGGCCAAGGGAGUCAAGGACUAUCUAUACUGGUAUCGCACCUAAGAGAUGGUAUCCUAGCAGGAACAUUUACAUUGAUGGAUCACAUGAAAUUGAGGAUAGCGCUGAGGCUUCUGAUGCAGGUUUAGGUUCUGCAGAAGUGUGUGAGUUUAUGGUCCAUGCAGACGAGAGGCAAAUUAUCUGUGCACUGUGUGGGGAACCAUUUGAUGACGUAUAUUCUUUUGAGAAGGGGAACUGGAUGUACAAGGAUGCAGUAUUCUUGGAUUAUGCCAAGGGUAAAAAUAGCUGCGGAAACAAUGUUAAGGGUGAAGAGCAUGUGCCUAUAGUCCAUGUAAGAUGUAUGCCAAGAGGCUCAAACGAUGGCAUGGACGUUGACUAGAAUGGUUGUUCACAGAAGCCAAGUUCUCGAGGGGCCUAGAGGUGGAUGAGGCUGAAGCUGGUGUUUGCACGAGGCAAUGUGCAUCAUCAGGUGGUCUGCGGCAACUGGGCUUAAGACAUACAUGUAAGAUGCUUGGUGGAGGUGGCAGGCGUUAUCAGAAACAAAUCUUGCGAAGAUCUGCAACCAUCCAUGGAUUUAACCAUGCCCUUUACAAAGUGCUUACACAAAGAAUAAAGCCCCAGAGGAGCACUUCGGCCAUGCGGUUCAGAAUUAUCAAAAUCUUCAUAUUUUUGGUCUCCAUCUGAGAAGGGGCUGGGUCUUUAUGUUGAUACAAAGAGAGCUUUGCAAGAGGAUGUCAAAAGAAUGUAUGAUUUCUUUACGUGGAAAAGGGGUAUGAUAUCCCGCAUGUAAGUUGAGCACUGCUGUUUUCUGACGAUACGUUUCUUGACUGUUAGGAAUUUUUGCACUACGAAACUGAUAAUACAACAUGAUAGAGGCAGGACUAAGGGGAAUGUUUGGUUUA